AUGACAGCACAACAACCCACCAAAUCGGAGAUCCAAAGCCUGGUCAGCCUGAUACAGAGCAAUACGCUUCUCAACCGCCAGCUUCAAUCAAUCUGCCAAAUCAACGGAUUGAAGGGCUCUGGCGUAAAAGCCGACCUUCAACGCCGUAUCGUGGAACGAGUUACUUUCAAACCGAGUCCUUUCUAUGAACCCAAGGCACUUGUAGCCGACGUCAGGGUAUGCGACGCCAUGGCACAUCACCGCAACACGGUCGCCAUCUCGUUAAAGGCGCAUGAGCUCGGCAAUCACCUGUCUGACCCGUCAAUCAGGAUCUUUGUGUUUUGUUCCACGGCAGAUACCGGCGUCCAGGACAUUGCCUUCCCCUACCAGUCGGAUCUCAAGGUUAACGGUGGAGAUGUUAAGGCGAACCUCCGAGGCCUGAAGAACAAACCCGGCUCCACCAGACCCGUUGACAUCACUGAUCAGUUGCGACUCAGGCCUGCGGGCUAUAUCAACAAUGUCGAGUUCACUUAUGCAUUGACCGACAAGGGACGUGUCCCAUCCAAAAAGAAGAAAGAGACACAAAGGUAUUACAUUUCCAUCUACGCCUGCAAGUCGCACAAGGCCCCUGCGCUUGUUGAGAAGAUCAGAGCCGGCAAGAAGAUCCCCCGGGCUUCUGUGGUUUCGGAAAUUACUCGCAAGGCACAGGAUACGGAGAUUGAGACGACAUCAUCAAAUAUGUCGUUGAAAUGCCCACUAUCGUAUUCGCGACUGGUCGAUCCUGUCAGGUCUACGGCGUGUAAACACAUACAAUGUUUCGACGCACUUUCCUACUUGCAGCUGCAAGAGCAAGGCCCGCAAUGGAUAUGCCCCAUUUGCAACAAGCCUGCUCCCUUUGACAGUCUUGCAGUUGACGAGUAUGCCCGUGAGAUUCUGGCCAAGACAUCGCAGUCGAUCGAGCAGGUCACCAUCGAUCCCAGUGGAGAAUGGCGAAUACCAGGCUCCGAGUCGGUGGACUUGAGGGACGAGGCCGGGAAUGGAGGUGGUAAUGAGACCAACUACAUUGUCGAUGAUGAAGUGAUAUUAUCCGACAUCAGCAUUUUCAGCGGUCGUAGGACAGCCACCCCGAGUCGGUCGUUACAGCUACCCAGCACUCCUAAUACCGGAGUUUCAAGAGAGGGGUCAACUAUGCCCCGUUCGGUUGCCUCAGCGGGAACUAAGCGCUCGGCAGCAGUCAUUGAUUUGACACUGUCGGACGACGAUGAGCCUUCUGGCCCCCCGCCGACAAAAAGGCAGAACGUCAAUGGCUUCUACUAG
Molecule: messenger RNA, 1296 nt
Organism: Pyricularia oryzae 70-15
Lineage: Eukaryota; Fungi; Ascomycota; Sordariomycetes; Magnaporthales; Pyriculariaceae
Product: MIZ zinc finger protein
Exons: 6
Coding region: 1-1296 (431 amino acids)
Biological process (GO): protein sumoylation
Molecular function (GO): SUMO ligase activity; zinc ion binding
Source: RefSeq, a predicted model, not a curated record